Molecule: messenger RNA, 492 nt
Organism: Selaginella moellendorffii
Lineage: Eukaryota; Viridiplantae; Streptophyta; Lycopodiopsida; Selaginellales; Selaginellaceae
Product: CTD small phosphatase-like protein 2
Exons: 1
Coding region: 1-492 (163 amino acids)
Molecular function (GO): phosphoprotein phosphatase activity
Source: RefSeq, a predicted model, not a curated record
AUGGAGAGCUCCAAGCCGACGCUUGUGCUGGACAUCGACAACACGCUGGUAUGUGGAAGGGCGACCAAGCGGCCGGGGCUGGAUGAAUUCCUGGCCAGAGUAAGCAAACUCUACGAGAUCGUCGUGUUCACAUCCGGCAACCGAGAGCGCGCGGAUCGGAUCAUCGACCACAUUCUCAAAGUGAAUGUCGCGCGCCGCCUCUACAAUGAUUCUUGCGUCCGGGGCACCAAGCCGCUGGAGAUUUUGGGAAAGGAUUUGAGAAGAGUGGUGGCCAUAGACGACAAUCCACUCGCGUUUGCGGGCAAUGAGGAGAAUGGCUUGGCGGUUGUGCCCUUUUCGGAGUGGAGCAUGGAGGAGGAAGAGCGCGAGAAGAAUUUGAUCAAGCUACUGCCGCUGCUCGAAGGGAUUUCGUCGCUGGAGGAUUUGAGGCCGCCGCUUAAGCAGUGGAAGGAAGGCAUUGAAAGUGAACUGAAACUUCCUUCUUCUUGUUAG